AAGGGGAGGAUUUUCGUCCCUACAUACAAUUCUGUCUGUGUUUCAAAACGAGCUUCAGCGGUGCACAGCUUGCCAGCUGGCGUCUCCAUAGCUGGCCGACCAUUUGGACAGUAAACCCCUUCACAACGUCUCUCGCCUCUGUCCAACGUGGACAGUAGCUUGAGUCUCAAACCUCCUCGACAUGGUUGCCAGUAUGUAUGGAUUUUGAGAAAGUCAGGCAGAUCCCAGGUUCGAAUCUCCUGAAGCGAUGUCUCUGCGCAUAAAGGCCGUAGUGGAUAAGUUCGUGAAGGAGCUGAAGGAGGCGUUGGAAGCAGACAUACAAGACAGGAUAAUGAAAGAGCGGGAGAUGCAGAGUUAUAUUGAGGAGCGUGAGCGUGAAGUUGCCGAGCGCGAGGCCGCCUGGAAAGCCGAACUUUCUCGCAGAGAGGCUGAAAUUGCAAGACAAGAAGCAAGGUUAAAAAUAGAGAGGGAAGACCUAGAAAAAGAGAAAAGUGUCCUGAUGGGUACUGCAUCAACUCAAGAUAAUCUAGAUGGUGCCUUGGAAAUUACUGUAAGUGGAGAAAAAUAUCGCUGCCUAAGAUUCUCUAAAGCUAAAAAAUAACAUCUCAAGCUUUAGAAGGGUCAGCUUAGCAUUGUCUUGUAAAGUCCAAAAGUUAAUUUGUUCAUUCUAUUGGCAAGAUAAUUCCAUUUACAUUCCUUCAAUCUCUUCAAUUCAGGCCACCUUUUUCCCUAUUUAUAAGCAGAAGGAAAAGAGAUUAUUUUUCUCCCAUGAUUUCCUUAAAUUUCUCUUGUAAAAGUUCGAACUGGGAAAUGCAUAUGUCUAACUUGGUUCCUGAUUCA
Cryptomeria japonica (Japanese cedar) is the source of this 840-nucleotide messenger RNA. RefSeq lists its product as uncharacterized. Bases 248 to 601 code for a protein of 117 amino acids. The record is from RefSeq and is a predicted model, not a curated record. The transcript is spliced from 2 exons. Lineage: Eukaryota; Viridiplantae; Streptophyta; Pinopsida; Cupressales; Cupressaceae.